AUGUUGCUGCUUUCAUUGCAGGAUGAACUGGAUGAUGUAGAUUGGGCGAGGCAAUAUUUCUACAAUCAAAAUGGUCCUCACGUCGAUCACACCAGAGGCGACAACAAAGGAUACUACAUGAACCUUCUCCCAAACACAUCUCCUUUGAUGAAAGGUGGUACAAAAGGAUGGCUUGUAAGUUCACGGCUGAAACCAACAGCGAACCCCAAAUGCUUAUCAUUCUACUAUUACAUGCAUGAGAGACUCAUUGAUCCAAAUGGCAUGAGUUUAGGAAGUUUAAAAGUUUUCGUUCGCCUGAUGAAACCAGGCAAGCCGUUUUCACCGAUUUGGCGACUUUAUAACCACCAGGGUGAGCGAUGGUUUCCAGCAAGGGCUCCAAUAGUUAGCCUCAAAGAUAGAACACCACCAGAUACGGCAUUCGAAAUCAUUUUCGAAGGUGUUUGGGGUGAUGGACGGGCUGGUGAUAUAGCUAUAGAUGAUGUAUCCUUCUUUGACGGGGAUUGCACAACUGAACCUUUAGGUGCUGCCGCUGUUGUUGGUGAAUGUUUCUUCGAGACAGAUAUGUGUGGAUGGAUUCCUGUAUCUGUUUUAGACGACGGACCAUCUACUCUUGCGCCAACGACGGAGCCAAAAACGUUGAAUUCAGUAGAAGAAAGUUUGUGGAAGAUGGCCAGAGUGGAGAAUAAACCGGCCGGUCUUCUAGAUCACACAUUGCGAUCACCAGUAGGAUUUGUAUUUUUCGACGUUUUUCAUAAAAGUGUUGUUCAAAAACCUAAACUCCGAAGUCCUAUUUUAGAAUUUAGCAUUAGUACUGUUAGAUGUUUGGGAUUUUGG
Molecule: messenger RNA, 834 nt
Organism: Parasteatoda tepidariorum (common house spider)
Lineage: Eukaryota; Metazoa; Arthropoda; Arachnida; Araneae; Theridiidae
Source: RefSeq, a predicted model, not a curated record